Messenger RNA from Racocetra persica, 165 nucleotides. NCBI's taxonomy places the organism in Eukaryota, Fungi, Glomeromycota, Glomeromycetes, Diversisporales, Gigasporaceae. The record is from the annotation of a GenBank genome assembly.
UACUUUAUGGAAUGCACUCUGGAUUAUAAGAGAAGGCCAUCGUUCAAGCUAUCGAAACCAGUAAUCAUUGUAUAUAAGAAUGAAAAUAUACAAAUGAAAGUAGAAAAGGUCCUAAGUUAUAUGGUUGUUGAAGGAGGCACAGAGGCCGGUGAAAGUCUCACCUAA